AUGAGGAUCCGGAUUCGCGGUCCGGCGGGACAAUCCACCGUCACGCUGGAUGCAGAUGCAACUGUCGACGACCUCCGGCAUCAGAUCACGGAGAAAACGGGGCUGACGGCGUACGAUGUAAAAUAUGGAUAUCCAAAUAUCAAGCCAUUGGUGCUGGGCGGGCUUCCUUCGAAUCAGAAACUAGCAGAUCUAGAUAUCACCCUAAACGGGGAACAACUUAUCGUCACACAGCAUGAGAACUCAGCCCAGUCCCCGAUCAAAAGUGAACCUCAAGCAGCAAAUCUUUUGUUGAAAGCGCCAGCUGUAAGCAGCACACCGAAGAAGGGUUCUCCUGAUGAUCCGCCGGAGGUCCCUUCGCCCGACCAUAGCGGAACCUUUGUUCUCCGAAUCAUGCCCGAUGACAACUCUUGUCUCUUUCGUGCAGUGAGUAGUGCAACUAUGGGAGGAGUAGAUGCCAUGACCGAACUACGAUCCGUUGUUGCGCAAACAAUUCAAGCGCACCCAGACAUCUAUACCGAGGCGGUAUUGGAGAAAAAGCCGGACGAAUACUGCCGCUGGAUUCAGAAUGAGGACUCAUGGGGUGGUGGAAUCGAGCUGAGCAUCCUCAGCAAGCAUUUCGAUAUUGAAAUAUGCUCCAUAGACGUGCAGACCCUUCGCAUCGAUCGCUUCAACGAAGGCGCCCCGAUGCGGUGUAUCGUGGUUUAUUCAGGAAUCCACUACGAUACAAUCGCGUUGUCGCCUUCCAGCCCGCCUUAUACUCACUCAGAUGUGCCUCCUGACUUUGAUACCAAAGUCUUCGACGCUGCAGAUCCAUUGGUCCUUGAGAAGUCGCAGGAACUCUGCCAAGUCCUGCAAUCUAGGCAUUACUACACUGACACAGCUGGGUUUCGUCUUCGUUGCAAUACAUAUCAUAAUGCGGCUGUUGGCGAAAGCCGCAAACUCUAA
Messenger RNA from Aspergillus niger, 945 nucleotides. RefSeq lists its product as uncharacterized. The record is from RefSeq and is a predicted model, not a curated record. The transcript has 2 exons. Gene Ontology annotation, cellular component: cytosol; nucleus. NCBI's taxonomy places the organism in Eukaryota, Fungi, Ascomycota, Eurotiomycetes, Eurotiales, Aspergillaceae. Gene Ontology annotation, biological process: endoplasmic reticulum unfolded protein response; protein deubiquitination. Gene Ontology annotation, molecular function: cysteine-type deubiquitinase activity. Bases 1 to 945 code for a protein of 314 amino acids.